AAUAUUACAACUUUUGACAUCUUUGUUUUCUGCAUGCAUGUACGUAGUUUUCGUGAAUGGGAAGAUCUGUAAGAACCCUAAUAUGGUUGUGGCCGAAGAUUUCCUUUUCCGGGGCUUAAAUAAGCCUGGAAACACCUCAAAUCCACUUGGAUCGAGAGUCACUCCUGUCACUGUCAACCAGUUACCCGGGCUCAACACUUUGGGCAUUUCUGCUGUGCGUAUAGACUAUGCACCAAACGGUUUGAACCCACCGCAUACUCACCCACGUGCCACUGAGAUUCUUAUUUUGUUAAAAGGCACUCUUUAUGUUGGAUUCGUCACUUCGAAUCCAGCUGACCCUGCCUUGAAAAACAAACUCUUCACAAAGUAUUUGCACCCUGGGGACGUUUUUGUCUUUCCACAGGGUUUGAUUCAUUUCCAGUUUAAUGUUGGAAAGACCAAUGCUGUAGCAUUUGCUGGUCUGAGCAGCCAAAAUCCAGGUGUCAUUACUAUUGCUAAUGCAGUGUUUGGUUCGGAUCCUCCAAUUGACCCAGCUGUCCUGACAAAGGCGUUCCAGGUUGAGAAGGAUGUGAUUGACUAUCUUCAAAUGGGUCUUGUCUCCCUCACAACAUUAUUUGUUAUUGCUUGUUUGGCUUCAUUUGCAUAUGCAUCAGAUCCUAGCCCUCUUCAAGAUUUUUGUGUUGCCGUUAAAGAAGCCGAUGCAGCUGUUUUCGUGAAUGGGAAGAUCUGCAAGGACCCUAACAUGGUUGUGGCCGAAGAUUUCUUUUUGUCGGGUUUAAACAAGCCUGGAAAUACAUUAAAUCCAGUUGGAUCACGAGUCACUCCUGCUAAUGUUAACCAAAUUCCAGGGCUCAACACGUUGGGCAUUUCUGCUGUUCGUAUAGACUACGCACCAAACGGUUUGAACCCACCCCACACCCACCCACGUGCCACCGAGAUUCUAGUUGUGUCAGAAGGUACUCUUUAUGUUGGCUUUGUCACUUCAAAUCCAGCUAACCCCGCCAUUAAGAACAAGCUCUUCACAAAGUAUUUGUACCCUGGGGACGUUUUCGUCUUUCCAGAGGGUUUGAUACAUUUCCAAUUCAACGUGGGAAAGACCAACGCUGUCGCUUUUGCUGCUUUAAGCAGCCAAAAUCCAGGCGUCAUUACUAUUGCAAACGCAGUGUUUGGUUCGGAUCCACCAAUUAAUCCAGCAGUUCUAACAAAGGGAUUCCAAGUUGAGAAGAAUGUGAUUGACUAUCUUCAGGCGCAGUUCUGGUGGAACAUCGAUUAAGUAUGACACCCUCGUCAUAAGAAUCUUGUUACUAAUGAAUGACAUAUUGUCCAUAAUAAAGCUAUUGUACUGUUCUUUGUGUAUUUCAUUCGUCUGAAUAAAUAAUAUGACUAGUAUGGUUUGUAAACUAUA
Erythranthe guttata (spotted monkey flower) is the source of this 1405-nucleotide messenger RNA. RefSeq names its product germin-like protein subfamily 1 member 13. Gene Ontology annotation, molecular function: manganese ion binding. NCBI's taxonomy places the organism in Eukaryota, Viridiplantae, Streptophyta, Magnoliopsida, Lamiales, Phrymaceae. The record is from RefSeq and is a predicted model, not a curated record.